ACCUCCUUCCCUAACCAUUACGCCACGCCGGAGGGACAUCACUCACAGUAGCGGUGAUAGACUCGCCACGUCGAACACUCUGCUCUUCAACCGACACAUUUAAGGUGAGCGCGGGAAACUUCCCCUGCUUCUAUGCGACUUCGUUUUUCUCUCUCUUCAAACAACUCUUUCCGCCAUUUCUCUCUCCGCACGGCGCACCUCUAUGCACCCUGCCACUGCCAUGGCUUCGGAGUCGUGCUCCUUGAUGUGGUUCCGGAAAGGCUUGCGUAUCCACGACAACCCCGCUCUCCAACACGCAGCUAAUGCCUCCACCAAAUGCUUCCCGCUCUUUGUGAUUGACCCCCAUUACAUGGAGCCAGACCCAACCGCUUUCUCGCCCGGCUCCACUCGGGCCGGUUUGAACAGGAUCCGUUUCUUGCUAGAGACCCUUGUUGAUCUCGACUCCAGUCUUAACAACCUGGGUUCGCGCUUGUUGGUUCUCAGGGGAGACCCCUCCCAAGUCUUGAUUCGCUGUUUGAAGGAGUGGAGCAUAAGCAAACUGUGCUUUGAGUAUGACACAGAACCCUAUUACCAAGCAUUAGAUGCUAAAGUAAAGAACUAUGCUUCUGUAGCUGGAAUAGAGACUUUCACUCCUGUGAGUCAUACCCUAUUUGACCCUGCAGACAUUAUACACAAGAAUGGGGGAACACCACCUCUUACUUACCAAUCAUUUCUUAAACUGGCUGGGAUACCAUCUUGGGCUUCAUCCCCUCUGUCAACAUCGCUGUCUUCGCUUCCCCCGAUUGGCAAUUUGGGGAGUCUUCAAGUCUCAGCAGUCCCAACACUUGAAGAACUUGGCUAUGUUGACUGCAGUGAGGAUGAGAGGACAUCUUUUAGAGGAGGUGAAUCAGAAGCAUUAAGGAGGUUGAGAGAGUCAAUUGCUAACAAGGAAUGGGUAGCAUAUUUUGAGAAACCCAAGGGCAACCCAUCUGCAUUUUUAAGGCCAGCCACAACUGUUUUAUCUCCCUACUUAAAAUUUGGCUGUCUCUCUUCCAGGUAUUUCUACCAAUGUGUUCAGGAAGUUCUGAGAAGUGUUAAAAGGCAUACAUCUCCACCUGUUUCUCUCCUUGGACAGUUGUUGUGGCGGGAUUUCUUCUACACAGUUGCUUUUGGCACUCCUAGUUUUGAUCGAAUGAGGGGCAAUAGAAUCUGCAAGCAGAUACCCUGGAAGGAAAGUGAUGAAUUGCUAGCUGCUUGGAGAGAUUCUAGAACAGGAUUUCCUUGGAUUGAUGCGAUAAUGGUCCAGCUUCGGAAGUGGGGCUGGAUGCACCAUCUGGCUAGGCAUUCUGUUGCAUGUUUUCUGACUCGUGGAGACCUGUUCAUCCAUUGGGAAAAAGGACGUGAUGUAUUUGAGAGGUUACUAAUUGAUUCUGAUUGGGCAAUCAACAAUGGGAACUGGAUGUGGCUGUCCUGCUCUUCAUUUUUCUACCAAUGUUGUUUUCACUUUUCACUUUUCUUCCAUCCCCCAAAAUUGCAACUUCUUUGCUGUCAGUAUCACCGCAUUUAUUCUCCAAUCACAUUUGGGAAGAAGUAUGAUCCUGAUGGGAAUUACAUAAGGCAUUUUCUCCCCGUAUUAAAAGACAUGCCCAAGGAGUAUAUUUAUGAGCCCUGGACUGCUCCUCUAUCCAUACAACGGAAAGCAAAAUGCAUCAUUGGAAUAGAUUAUCCAAAGCCAGUUGUUUCGCACGAUUCAGCUAGCAAAGAAUGCCGUCAGAGACUGGGUGAAGCUUACGAGUUAAACAAGAAGUUAGGCGGCAUGGUGAGGGAUGAAGAGUUAAAUGAACUAAAGAGAAGAGUGGAGGAGCAAGAUAAGUCCAUGGAGUAUAAAACAAAGAGGCAAAAGCAAACAUUGAUCGGUUAAGGUCCAUAAAAUAUGCAUCAUUAGAUUGAUUUGUUAUGGAAUCCAUAGCUAGCCGCCGUCGCCCCACCUACACGGCGGCGCUAUGUAUAAAAAGUUAUUGAUCCAUUUACCUAUACGUGUUUAUUCUGUCGUUUUCAUAGUGUUUCUUUUACUUUCAGACUUUUUGUAUGGUUGACUUUGUAAACUCAAGUCAAAUAGAUAGUUAGCUUUCAAUGGACUUAAAUCUUGGCUUGAGGUUGGGGUAAACGACUUGGGCUAAGUCAACCAACCACACAUUUUUUUCACACGUAAAUUGGUCUAACUG
Ipomoea nil (Japanese morning glory) is the source of this 2204-nucleotide messenger RNA. RefSeq names its product (6-4)DNA photolyase. The record is from RefSeq and is a predicted model, not a curated record. The coding region runs from base 203 to 1900 and encodes 565 amino acids. NCBI's taxonomy places the organism in Eukaryota, Viridiplantae, Streptophyta, Magnoliopsida, Solanales, Convolvulaceae. The transcript has 14 exons. Gene Ontology annotation, biological process: circadian regulation of gene expression; entrainment of circadian clock by photoperiod. Gene Ontology annotation, molecular function: DNA binding; FAD binding. Gene Ontology annotation, cellular component: cytoplasm; nucleus.